GGAGGGAUGGUGAUCAUUAGGGUUGCCCAACAGUGUUGUGAUCGUAUUACAGAGGCGGGGGAAAAGCCACAUUGGGAGUGCACAUUGGAGUUCUGUUUUAAAACCAAAUGCAUCGUGUCUUUGAAGCGCUUGGGUUGAACUAAUCAAGGCUGUGAUCCUGGACAUUGGGCAGACACUUGCAGCAUGGGAUUAACGGCAGAUUGCGCUCCACAUUUCCGCGAAUCACGCCGUCACGGUCCAUGUAGCUCUCCCACUCUGCACACACACAAAGCAUUGGUGCACAUACGAAGAAAGGCUAGGAUUCAUCUGCUGCCUUUGUCUCAGUCCUUAUUUUAAGUCAUCUUAUGCUUGUCCUGUAGAACCGAACAUGUUUUCAGUGCGGAUCGUCACGGCUGAUUAUUACAUGAGCAGCCCGAUCAGAGAACUGGACGUGUGUUACUCCGAAUUCAGAGACAGCGAUGUGAAGAAAGUGCCCGUGGUUCGGAUCUUUGGGGCCACGCCAGCAGGUCAGAAGACAUGUCUUCAUCUGCACGGACUUUUCCCGUACAUCUACGUGCCGUAUGAUGGGUUUGGACAGCAGGCGGAUCGUUACCUGCGGCAGGUGGCCUACAGCAUCGACAGGGCCCUGAACAUCAGCAUGGGAAACCCAUCGUCUAACACCCAGCAUAUCUUUAAAGUUGCUUUGGUGUCUGGCAUGCCUUUUUAUGGAUUCCAUAUGAAGGAAAAAGCCUUUAUGAAGAUUUACCUCUACAACCCUCAGAUGGUCAAAAGGGUGUGUGAGCUCCUGCAGGGCGGUGCUGUCAUGAACAAGAGUUUUCAGCCCCACGAGGCUCAUAUUCCCUUCCUGCUGCAGCUGUUCAUCGAUUACAAUCUCUACGGAAUGAACAUGAUCAAUCUUGCCGCUGUCAAGUUUCGCAGGAGUCACACAACAGGAGAACGUAUGUCCAGUAAAGUGGAUGACACUAUCCAGUGGAAGAGUCCCUGCACAUCCAAACUCAAUGACAGUGAGCUGAGGGACACAGUAUGCACUCGCUGGGAGGAAGACAACAUACCAAGUUCUCUGAUUCUAGAGGAGGUCAAACGCAUUAGUGUGUGUGAACUGGAGGUCGAUGCCGUGGCUGCUGAUAUUCUGAACCGGCUUGAGAUUGAGAAUCAGAUUGGGAGGAACCCGGGUCUCCAGGCCAUCUGGGAGGAUGAGAAACAGCGACGACGAGAGAGAAGUCAAAGCUCUCAGAUCGACCUGCCUGAGUCGCAGGAUCGAGGCUUUGUGGAGUUUGCGGAGAGUGAACGAAUCUUCAUGAAGAGAUUUAAGGAAAUUCUCAGGGAAAAGGAAUUUGACGUGACUCAGACUGGCUCUGAAGUUGAUGCUAACGAAGACUCUUUUCCUGAGCUUUCCCUCCAUCCUGUGGUCCUGAGCCCCGAUGACUUACCCUGCAUACCUGCCAGCCAAGUAGAUGUGCACCAAGAUGCAAUCAAAGACACAAAAAGGCCUGGUGGCAAAGAUGCUGAAGUGGCAGUUGUUGAUGAAGAGGCCAUUUUGAGUCUGUUGGAAAACAGUCAGACCUUCCUCCCUCCCUCUCAGAGAUCCAACAAAUCAGCAAUACUUGACAACAGUCAAGACCAGGCCAUGGUGGAUCUGCUUGAGGCAUUGGCUGAUGAUGGGUUUAGAGCCGAAAGGUCCAGAGCAGCGUCCCAGCAGCAGCUGUCUGGUAGUGCUAGCUGGAACUAUAACAGUGAUGAGGAGGAGGCAGGGCCUGAGCUGGAGAAAGAAGAGGCGGAGCUCAGUAUAAUCAUGUCACAAAGAUGGGACAGUGACAUGUCAGAACACUCCACCAGGCAAAGAUUAUGUAUGAAAGAAGCAAGCGAAAGCUCUAGUGAAGAUCAGCAGGCAUCUUCAGAUGAGGAGAUGGACUGGAGGGGAAGUAGUGCCCUACUUGCCGAUCUGUCCAUUCCACAGUUAGAUGGGGCAGCUGAUGAGAACAGCGAUUCAUCACUGACAGAUAAAGGAUCCCGGACAGCAACAGACAAGUUUCUUGGUAGCAGAAAUGUGUUUCCAAAUGAAGCUGUUCUUUUGGAGCCACCGUCCUCUGCUAAAAUUGUCCUUAAGUACAAAUGUGCUGAGCGAAGACCCGCUCUUGACGAUUCAUCGGAUAAGCAUUUUAAAAGUCAAGAGGCAAAUGAAUAUUCAACUGGAUUAAGAGUUAAUAAAGACAUUCCUUAUAUUCCGCCUGUUAAACACCCAAUCCCUUGCAACAUGGCAAAUAUAUCCCAAAUUGGUACUGACAAAAUAGGUGUGCACCCUUUGUACACUGGUGAAAACCAAGCCACUGGCCUUAACCAGACAGAUUCUGAUGGCUUGAUAUUUGGAAACUCUAAACUUUCCCAGAGCAGAAAAAAAUAUAGCAGUAUGAAAAAUGUGGAAAAGAACCCUUUAUCCAUCUUGGAGAAUCACAGUAGCUUCUCAGUAUGUUACUCAGAGCUGAUGAAUGGUCCCACCAAGACUGAGAUAGAGCCAAGUCCCAAAGACUGCAGAAGUCUGGUGAUAAGAAGUUUUGACCAGACUCAAAGUCCUAUAGAAGAGAGCAAACUUUUGGCCCCUCAGGAGGCUGAGACAGGACACGGCAAUAAAGAGGGUGAUGUAGGGGAACUGAAAAUAAGGUAUGAGGACUACCAAGAAAAUAAAACCGAUAGGACCAUUGUGGCACAGCAGGAGGCACACUACAAAUUUUUCCCCAGCGUUAUCCUCUCUAACUGCCUUUCCAGACCGAUCAAAAAACAGGUCGCGGGCAAGACUGGGGAUGGCUGCUGUAACUUAGAUCACCCUGAGCAGCAACGGUCAAGGUUAAAGUUGACCAAAAAGAAAUCUACAUUAGGUCUAAAAAGGGGUAGUCCUGUAAGGACCCCAGCUCCAAUGAAAGAGGAAGCCACACCACUUCCUUGUGUCACUCCAGGCUCUCUCAACCAGAAAGAAAUGGAUAGAAAGGUUGACAAGGACACUUUAGAUCCACCAACUAUUAAAAGUUUAAUUGAGAGCUCAGUAGAGGAUGAACUCACAGAUAUCCCUACCAAAGUCUCUUGCACCAAGGUGUCCAGUUUGCCAGGUAGCAAAUACACCUUGCGGACAAAAAGGAAAAUAAUUCAUGACAGUGAAGAUGGAGAUCGUUUAAGUUCUCAUUCUUUCAAACAAGCUUCAGUGCAACUUGAAGGCCUUAAAGACAACACUGUCUUUAGCCAAAAAAAGAGGAAGCUGUCUAAAAAAGAGCCUCCAAUCAUCAUCAAAUAUAUAAUCAUCAACAGAUUCAAAGGUCAGAAGAACAUGCUGGUAAAGAUUGCUAAAAUUAAAGCUGAUGAACCUCACACAGUUUUAACACCAGAAAAGCUUGCAGAGUACAAAAAGCUUGCUCCUCUCAAAGAAUUCUGGCCCAAAGUCCCAGAGUCUACAGCAGUGAAGUACCCACUGGCUGAACCAAAAGUAAAGAAAUGCCCUAAACGAAAAGCCAAGGUCAACCCAACAUCAAAGAGGGCCAGCACCUCCCCAAAAUCCAGAUGUGCACAAGCCAGUCAGACCAAAAGGACAAAGAGGAUUAAAGCAGCAUUAACUUUACCCAAGUUACCCACUCCAUGGCCUUGUUAUAAUGAUUUUACUGAUGACUACUGUACUGAGUAUUCAGAUGUGAUGGUGGAGUUGGGUUAUUUGUCCGAAAGAGCCCCCAGUCCUUCCGAUUCAACUCCACCUCGAUGUUGGUCCCCUACCGACCCCUUAUUGAAAUCAAAUUCAAAUGAUCAUCUCAUAAACCCCCAUAAUGACCCAUGUCUUGGUUCACCCUAUCAGGCAAUGGCUGCAAAUCCAUACAGAAAAGGCCUUCAGGACAGAAGCAGGACAUCCAGGCCUAAAAUGGCUUCUGUUAACAGCCCAAAAAGACGGGCUAAGACCACCGCAAAACCAGUGGACAAUGAUUCUGUGAAAACAGAGAAUUUACAAAGGAAAAGUAAUCGUCCAAGAAGGCAAAAAAAAUAUUGUGAAAGUAUUGAAGGGACUGUUCUCAGAGACAGCACUUCUGUCUCUCAGAAAAGCAGGACCCGGAGCAAGAAGCAAGUAACUGGAAACUCCUUGUCAAUUGAAGGGAGUGAUAACUUGCAGGCUCCACUUCCUGGUAGCCCUGCACCUCUUCCUUUUUCAUCUGAUGACUUGACUCCUUUCCAGCAUCCCAUUCCAUUUAGUUCUCUAAAAAGUAGCCAAGAGGACCUUAUUGCCAGAUGUUCAGAUUCUCAAACAAUAAGCACCAAGAUUGAAAAAAAGUCAGAUCAAGAUGUUGAUGUUUUUGUCUUCAAUACCAUUGCCUCAAAUACACAAGAAUCACACAUUGCUUUCAAUCCCUUUAUUGAAAAGUCUCUUAAUAGUAUUCUUUCCCCAGCCACAAAGACUGUAGGACAUCCGUGUUCUGUCAUUACAUACAGCAGAUCAAAUUCAAGAUCUCAAAGCGUGAGUCAAGAUGGGACUUUCACACCAAAUCCCUAUGAAUUUAAAUCAGACAUUUCCAGCAAGGAAGAGAGCCCCAGGACCAUACAACAUUCACAAUCAACCUUAAAAACAACCAUAAAAUCAAGAAGACAGCCAGCAAAAAAGAAAGAUUUUGUAGAAUCUCUGUCGAAACCUGUGGAUUUUAGAUCCUCUCUUUUGCCAACUGAAAAAAGUGCAAUUAAAGAUGAACCUCAUACAGAUCUGACUUUAUCCUCAGUUCCUAAGAAUGGAGAAAUAUGUACUUCUGAAAUGCCUUCUGGGUUGGCUGUCUUGAAAGAGCUUCUUCAGAAGAGGCAACGGAAGGCAGGACAGAGAUCACAGAAAGGUCAAACCACUGAUGUUUUAAAAACCACCAAAUCUAAAACGGCCCCUUCAUCAACAUCAAGGAAACAAAGAGCUGCAGCAACUAAAGUGCCAAAAGAGUUGAAGUCCAAGAGCAGAAGUAAUCAAAGUAAACGGGAUGAUUUGGUGACACUUGACCAACUAUCAUCGGAUGACAGUCCUGUCUUUUUGUCUGACCCUGGCUUUGACAGCUGCUGCUCCAUUGAGGAUAGCUUAUCCCCAGAGAUCCCAAACAAUUACAGCUUUGAUAUCAAUGCCAUUGGCCAGACCGAGUUCUCCAGUCUUUAUUCUGGUAACCAGUUCGUUCUAACUGACAAGAACUUGCCUCAAAAGUUCCUCAGUGACGUCAGUCAGGAAGCAGUCAGUGCCCUGGUUGAAGGGCUGGGGAACAGGGCACAAAAAGUGUUUGAGGUUGAUGAGAUCAGCAAGCAUGAAAAGGACUGGAAUAAGUCUGGGACUCUUAGUCCAGAGCUCUUUGACAAGUCGUCUUCUGAAAAUGGCAGAAUUUUUCCAAAUGAGAUAUCUGUGUCUUUGCUUGAUUCAGAAAGAAUAUUUAGCAGAGAUUGGGGGAGCUCUUUUGGUAAAAUCCAUGGCCUCAGCCACUUUCAGGACUUUCACUGUGAAAAAAGAGAUGUGUUGCUUGACCCAGAGCCCUUUUUGCCCCUAACUUCUGCUUCUUUUGCUGAUAAUGGUGUUUCACCAAGUAGCGAUCUCUUAGAUGGCAGUGAUGCUUUAAAUUCAGCAACCCCAAGCGGUUCCCCACAUUCCAUCAACUCACUGUCCCAUCUUAGGAAUGGAGGUCAGACUUCAAAGAAUGGAGGAACUCACAUUCUCAAACCACUCAUGUGUCCGCCUACUCGGGAAGAGAUCUUAGCUACUCUGAUGGAUCUGGACCUCUCAGAAGCCACCUACCAGGAACCAUUCUGCAGUGACCCAUCAGAUGCACCCUUGAAGCCAAGGGAGGUUGGUGGUCGCAAGUUGACAUUGGAAACCAGGCUUGCGAAUGAACUAGCUGAGUUUAAUGGGGACUUGUCUCAGGAGGGCUUGCAGUUUUGGAAACUUGCAUUUUCUGCCAUGACAAAUCCAGGCUCUGCACCAACCCAUACUUCUAAAGAUUCAGUGUCUACCAAGGAGCAAGCCCCAUCCUCUGGCAGUGAUCAAAAGGUGAUCAUGCUUCCCUGCAAGAGUGCUCCAAGCCGAGAACGGGUGCAGCUUUGGCUGCAGGCCAAAAAACAGUAUGAUUGUCUUCAGAGGAAUAGGAAACAAAUGGGUGGCCAGACAAUUGCAGAGUUAAAGCAGAGAACAUGUGACAGGACCUCACCUCAGAAGAAGGACUUGGAUUUCCUUAGCUCUGAGAAUCGUGAUAAGGGGCUUGAAAAAGCUUCUCAGAGUAUCAAGAGGAACGGCUUGAUUGUACCACUCAGUAUCUCACCAGUUAAGGCAGCUUCAUCUGACAGCCCUAAGAGCAUGAAAUAUAUCUUGGACACUGAGGCCAAAGAUCUGAAGGUGGAGGUAAACAAAGGUAGUCAGGUCACUUCUCCAAGCUCACCUGAGCUUCCUACAUGGCAACAAAGACCUGCUGGCUUUAAGCAGGAUGAAGACAAGAACAAUUUGUCUGAUGGAUUACCAUCCACCCAAAUUGAUGAUCUCUAUUGCACAUCACCUGAAAAUGCACAGACAAAUGACCUCUUGAGUCCAUCUUCUUUUUCUAUUAAAGACCAAGUUUCAGAUGUGAAAAACUCUUACCUGCUUCAUAGCACACCUGUCCUCAGGAGGAGGAGAAGCACUGAUGACGAUGGGUCUAUCUGCAGUCCAACAAAAUAUGAGGAUAUGGAGCCCAGAUCACAACAGUUACAUCUGCGGAGUAACAAAAACAAAGAUGCUUUACGUAGAGUUUUGCUUACCACACAAAUGAAGAACCAGCUCACCGCUAUGAAUGUUCCGAAGAGAGAGAACUCUCAGAUUGAGGGUCCAUCGAUCUGCAAUUCAUAUGGCUUUAAAGUCAGUAUGCAGAACUUGCAGGAGGCCAAAGCGAUGCAUGAGGUGCAGUACCUCACACUGAUGAGCAUGGAGCUCCAUGCAAGGACCCGUCGCGACCUUGAGCCUGAUCCUGAAUUUGACCCAGUUUGUGCCUUAUUCUACUGCCUCAGUUCUGAUGCCCCUCUCCCCAAUUCUGACACCACCAAGAUGACUGGUGCCAUCAUUGUUGAUAAAGACUUUUGUUCUUCAGAUCAAGCCUCAAGGAGCACAGCACCUCUGUUGUUUAGAUCUGGUGUAACAGGACUGCAGGUCACCUAUGCCAGCGACGAGAAGGAGCUGUUUGAAGAAAUCCAUAACAUAAUGACAAAAUAUGACCCAGACAUCCUAAUUGGUUAUGAGGUCCAGAUGCACUCUUGGGGCUACCUACUGCAGCGGGCAUCAUCGCUGGGUGUGGACUUGUGCCAACAGCUCUCCCGUGUGCCAGGAGAUGCAAAGGAGAAUCGCUUUGCAGCAGAAAAAGACGAGUAUGGUGCAGACACCAUGACGGAAAUCCAUAUUGUUGGACGCAUUGUCCUCAACCUGUGGAGGGUUAUGAAGACUGAGGCUGCAUUGAAUAACUACUCUUUUGAGAAUGUGGCUUUCCAUCUCCUGCACCAGCGCUUUCCUCUCUACAGCCAUCGCACACUCUCGGACUGGUUUGACCACAACACACACCUGCACAGGUGGAAGGUGGUGGAUCACUAUGUUAGCCGUGUCUGUGGGAUAAUGCAGUUGCUCCACCAGCAGGAUGUAAUUGGCCGGACAAGUGAGCUUGCACGCGUAUUUGGGAUCCAGUUCUACCAUGUGCUCACCAGGGGGUCACAGUAUCGUGUGGAGUCAAUGAUGUUAAGGAUUGCAAAGCCAAUGAAUUACAUUCCAGUGACUCCAAGCCCACAACAGCGUGCCCAGCAGAGAGCCCCACAGUGCAUUCCACUCGUCUUGGAGCCAGAGUCACGUUUCUAUAGUAACUCAGUCAUUGUGUUAGAUUUCCAGUCGUUAUACCCGUCUAUCAUCAUCGCCUACAAUUACUGUUUCUCCACCUGCCUUGGACACGUUGAGAAUCUUGGAACGUCUGAUGAGUUCCGGUUUGGUUGUACAUCACUCAGAGUUCCUCCUGACCUCGUGCACCAGCUCAGAAAUGACAUCACUAUUUCUCCAAAUGGCAUCGCAUUUGUUAAGUCGACAGUGCGAAAGGGUGUCCUUCCUAGUAUGCUGGAGGAGAUUUUGAAGACGAGGAUCAUGGUGAAGCAGUCCAUGAAGGUGUACAAGAAUGACAAAGCCCUGUUCCGCCUGCUGGACACUAGACAGCUUGGCCUCAAACUCAUUGCUAACGUCACCUACGGUUACACUGCUGCCAGCUUCUCAGGACGUAUGCCCAGCGUUGAGUUGGGUGACAGCAUUGUGCAUAAGGCCCGAGAGACUCUGGAGAGAGCCAUUAAGAUGGUGAAUGACACCAAGAAGUGGGGAGCACGCGUGGUGUACGGAGACACAGACAGUAUGUUUGUGUUGUUGAAGGGAGCCACCAAGGAACAGGCAUUUAAGAUUGGUAAUGAAAUUGCAGAGGCUGUGACCGCCACCAACCCUAAACCUGUCAAACUGAAGUUCGAGAAGGUGUACCUCCCAUGUGUGUUGCAGACUAAGAAGCGUUAUGUUGGAUACAUGUACGAAAGCUUGGAUCAGAAAAACCCGGUGUUUGAUGCCAAAGGCAUCGAAACUGUACGUCGAGAUGGCUGCCCCGCUGUUGCCAAGAUUCUGGAGCGAUCUCUGAAGCAGCUGUUUGAGUCGAGGGACAUCAGCCAGGUGAAGCAGUACGUGCAGCGGCAGUGUGUGAAGGUGCUGGAGGCAAAAGCCAGCAUGCAGGAUCUCACCUUUGCCAAAGAGUACCGUGGCAGUGGAUCGUACCGUCCAGGGGCCUGUGUCCCUGCUUUGGAGCUCACCAGGCGCAUGAUGGUGUACGAUCGGCGUUUAGAGCCACGUGUGGGUGAGCGCGUGCCAUAUGUUAUUGUGUACGGGAUGCCAGGAGUGCCACUUAUACAGCUGGUUCGACGGCCUCUAGAGGUACUACAGGACCCCAGCCUCCGCCUCAACGCCACCUACUACAUCACUAAGCAGAUUUUACCGCCACUCGCACGGAUAUUCAACCUGAUCGGGGUGGAUGUGUUCAGCUGGUACCACGAGCUGCCCAGGGUACAGAAGGCUUGGAGCACUGCAGGGGGUGGAGGGGCAGAGGAGGGCACAAGGAAAGGCACUAUCUCACAAUACUUCACUACACUGCAUUGCCCAGUUUGUGACGAGCUCACGCAGCUGGGAGUGUGCGAGCGUUGCCGAGCUGAACCACAGUGUGUCGCUGUUACCCUGCACCAGGACCUGAGACUGUGGGAGAGUCAGCAAGAUCAGCUCCUAAAGGUAUGUAGAAGCUGCAGCGGCAGUGCAGAGCGUCAGGUCCCAUGUGUCUCAUUGGACUGCCCUGUACUCUACAAAUUGUCUCGUGUUAAUCGGCACCUUUCCAGAGGACCAUACCUUCACCAACUUCUGGAGCAGUUCUGAUUGUUCUGCAGUCUGUCCUAUCUCUCUUUUCCUCUGUUUUUCUCUGGUGCUAAACGCUGUCAUUCAGCACAGUUUUUUGUGUGUAUCAUAGUUUGAAAAGGUGCUUUUUUGUGACCUCUCCCUCUUAUACUGGUUGACUGUGUGGUAAUGCAGCGCAGUGGGACUGAAGAGGCCUUAAAUACAGAAAAGAGGAUGUGGACUGUGUUUUUGAUGUACCGUUUAUGACUUUGCUUUGUAGUCAUUGUUCAUUGCUGUCAUAGUGUUCCUUCAUUUCAAUGAUAUUUCUGCAGACUGACAGCAUAAAUCCUCUCAAAACUGAACCUCAUAUGCGCUGUAGCAUUUUGUAAAUCAAAGAUAUUCAGUUCUGAGUUUUGUGGAGCAAUGUUUGACUCCAAUGAUGAAUGCUUUUUUUAUCAAAUAAGCCUUUGUAUAGUGAUCCAAAAUUUUGUCUGUUGGUAUUGAUGAAAAGUUAUAAAAAAUUGGAGAAAGGUUUUUAUCAAUCCCUGACUAAGGAUUCCACAUGUUUGUGCUAGAAAGACACAAGUUUUAUUUUGUCCAAGUCUGAGGACAAACAAGUCAGUAUCAGCCUUAACUUCUUGGACUUCUGCAAUAUGUUUAAUAAUUUAUGGAGUAUAUAUUGUCUGUGCAUAUUUUUUUUUUUUUUCUGUUCAAAUACUUUUUUUUUUUUUUAAUGCUUUCCUCUAUUCUAAACCAGACAUUGUAUGUUACCUAUGUAAAGAUUCAUUCUUUCAGUUCCAGAUCUACAGAACACAAUACGUAUUUGUAAACUUGUAAAAACUUAAGGUGCUUCGUUUUUAAAGAACAUUUGUGGGUGGAGAUAUAAAAUUGAUAUAAUAAAAUUUAAGUAUUUAACAAAUGCUUCAAUUGAAUUGGGUCCUCUUGGUUUUUCAGUUGGUCUCCUAAACAAAAUCUUUGGACUGCAUAAGAAAAUUAAUAUUGAAUUGGCUGAUAACUGUGAUCUAUGUAUCAAACAGAGUAAGAAUUUUUUACGAUAUUAUAAUUUUCGAUUUAUAAUAAUUUAAUAGAAUUUCAGAAAGGAAUAAAAUCAACAUUUAAACAAUUACAGCACCUUUUUCACAACAAUUUGGGCUAAAAAAAUAAAAUCACAACAUUACAUAGAAAUCAAAAGCCCAGUGAACAGAUUUUUGGUAAUUAACAAAGUGAACAGAAAUAUUUAACAAACAUGAAAAGGACUUCAACAAAGACUUCAGCAUCAAAACGUUACUUUUUCAGCCUAAUCUCAUGAAACUUAUGUGACACUGGCAACAUUUUUGCAAAAUGAUUUUAUUACACGUAUCGCUGCAGUUUCAAGGUGAAAUGUCCACUGAUGGGCCCUAAAAGUUUAAUGUUCUCCCAAAAAGACAAGUUUUUUUUUUUAGGUUAAUGCUCUAUGAAGUUUUAAAUGAAUAAAACCUACCAUCCUAAUCUAGAUCUUCAACAAAAACCUACCCAAUAGUGUCAUAAAAAGUAAAUGUGAGACGAUAACAU
Molecule: messenger RNA, 10939 nt
Organism: Myxocyprinus asiaticus (Chinese sucker)
Lineage: Eukaryota; Metazoa; Chordata; Actinopteri; Cypriniformes; Catostomidae
Gene: rev3l
Product: REV3 like, DNA directed polymerase zeta catalytic subunit
Exons: 32
Coding region: 368-9430 (3020 amino acids)
Biological process (GO): error-prone translesion synthesis; double-strand break repair via homologous recombination
Cellular component (GO): zeta DNA polymerase complex; nucleus
Molecular function (GO): DNA-directed DNA polymerase activity; nucleotide binding; DNA binding
Source: RefSeq, a predicted model, not a curated record